AUGCAGCAGCCUGAUGAUGAUUUCCAGCUAAUACAGAGGAGUUUUAUGGAGAAGCACUACCAGGAAUUUGAUGACUCAGAAGAAAACAAGCUCAUCUAUACUUCUAUUUUUAACGAAUACAUCUGUUUAGUAGAGAAAUACAUUGAAGAAAAGCUGCUUGAUCGGAUUCCGGGUUUUAAUAUGACUGCGUUCACGAUGUCAUUGCAACAGCACAAAGAUGAAAUGGCAGGUGAUAUAUUUGAUAUGCUUCUCACGUUUACUGAUUUCCUGGCUUUUAAAGAAAUGUUCUUGGAUUACAGAGCUGAAAAAGAAGGUCGGAGUCUGGAUUUAAGCAGUGGGUUAGUGGUGACGUCCUUAAACAAAUCAUCGAUAUCUUCCUCCUAGAGGGGUUUGUGCACUAGCUUCCCUCUCCACAUGAGUGUUCUCACUUCCAUUUGGACGUUAAAACACUAAAGGUCAUGAGAAUCAAGGUGCUUUUACGUGAUGAAAA
Molecule: messenger RNA, 490 nt
Organism: Tinamus guttatus (white-throated tinamou)
Lineage: Eukaryota; Metazoa; Chordata; Aves; Tinamiformes; Tinamidae
Source: RefSeq, a predicted model, not a curated record